AGUUUUCUGAUAACAUGCCCUGGCAGGGAACUUGGCUUCUCCCAUUGGGUUUUUGAUACAAGCAGAUGCAAGAGGUUGCUGGAGAGCGUGGAGGCUACCUUCAUGGGCGAGGCGCCUUGGACAGUGAUGAUUUGCUAUAUCUCAAGGAGCAGAUGGAAGCUGAGGAGGAUGCUGAACGCCUCCUGCGCCGCACUGAGAAACGAGCAUUUGCUGCUUUCAAGAAAGCUGCAAGUUUAGCAGAUUCCUCACCUGCAUUGUCUCCCUUGCCUCUUCGUGUUGAACCCAAGCCAAAGAGCGGGAUCAGGUCUAAUCCAUGUUUACCUUGGUUCUGUAGACAGCAAGAUUUGUUGAAAAAGGUUGUCGAGGUUAAACCCAAACGGCCAAAAUUUUCAAGCCCAUCUGACAGAAGUCAAUCAAAUUUACAUCCAAGUGGUUCUGUCUUGGCCAAUUCCAGGGAGUCCAACCAAGAGAACAAGAACAAACAUACAAUUUUGGAAUCAAAUAAAGCAGAAAAGCAGAAUAAGGUUGAAAACCCUGCCAAAUCCUUAUUAGGCUUGGCAUAUGCAAGUUCUGAUGAUGAAGACUAAGUGUAUUUGCAUUGGAGUAGUGAUACGUCUGUUGGUUGUAAUCUACAUGAAGACUGUUGUAUGUUUUUGAUUUUUCCCCGUUUACUAUAGACAUUCACAUUUUGUGACAUGGAGUAAAAUCCAAGUGGAUUAUUUGUUUGUCUGAGCCAAAGAAGAAACUAAGUAAACAAUUAGUUUAUUUCGUUCUAUAAUCGAUUUUCUCUGAUGUUUAUCUUUA
This is a messenger RNA of Theobroma cacao (cacao), 804 nucleotides long. NCBI's taxonomy places the organism in Eukaryota, Viridiplantae, Streptophyta, Magnoliopsida, Malvales, Malvaceae. The record is from RefSeq and is a predicted model, not a curated record.